AUGACAAUAAUGGGAUCAACAUUUUCAAAACGUUUACAAUCAUUGAUUGAAUCAUUGCCAUUUUUUCAAACAUUACACAUAACAAUGGUUGGCCUUGAUUCAGCUGGUAAAACUACGGCAUUAUAUCGUCUGAAAUUUGGCCAAUACAUUAAUACAUUGCCAACUAUUGGUUUCAAUUGUGAAAAGAUUCGUAUUGAUUUUAAAAAAUCCAAGGGUGUUUCAUUCACAAUAUGGGAUAUUGGUGGCCAAGAUAAAUUACGACCAUUAUGGAUACCAUAUACACGUUGUACGGAUGGUAUUAUAUUUAUGGUCGAUUCGGUUGAUGAUGAUCGUUUUGAGGAAGCACGUAUUGAAUUGAUGCGUACAUUAAAAUUUCCACAAAAUGCACAAGUACCGGUAUUAAUAUUUGCCAAUAAACAUGAUUUACCAAAUUCAAAAAAUCCAGAUGAAAUAACACAAGCAUUAGGCCUAAAUGAUUUGAAUGGCAAACAUUUAUGGCAUAUACAAUCAUGUUGUUCAAUCACUGGUGAUGAUCUUGAAGAUGGUCUUGAACAUCUUUAUGAAAUGAUAAUUGAACGGCGUCGUAUGCAAAAAUUGAAUCCAAAUAAUCAUUUUCAUCAUGGAUCGAAUAAUAAAAGGAAAAGAUUAUAGAAAGCAAUGGUCCAACAAUAAUGAUUCCGGUUAACAACAAUUCACACCAACAUUGCGUUUGUUUAUUUGUUUGCUAUAAAAUCCUGAUCAUUUGAUGCCAAAAUUAUAUUCAAAUUAUUGACGAAGAAAAUAAUCAGCCACAUUAUCUUAUGUUUUUCUUUUUUUUCUUCCUAUUCCUAUUCCUAUCAAAAACAAACAACAACAAAUCAUUUAUUUACCUGUUUAUCCUUGGUUACCUAUUGGAAUUCUUUCUUUUUUUUUAAUUACUUACCUUUCACACACAUACACAAAAAAGUCUAACAAUUUUCUCCAUCCAAAUGGGCCAAUUUAUUUGUACAUUUCAAACACAAAAAUAUAAAAAUCU
Dermatophagoides farinae (American house dust mite) is the source of this 1015-nucleotide messenger RNA. RefSeq names its product ADP-ribosylation factor-like protein 4A. Gene Ontology annotation, molecular function: GTPase activity; GTP binding. The record is from RefSeq and is a predicted model, not a curated record. NCBI's taxonomy places the organism in Eukaryota, Metazoa, Arthropoda, Arachnida, Sarcoptiformes, Pyroglyphidae.